Etheostoma cragini (Arkansas darter) is the source of this 6002-nucleotide messenger RNA. RefSeq names its product protein tyrosine phosphatase non-receptor type 21 (gene ptpn21). The transcript has 19 exons. NCBI's taxonomy places the organism in Eukaryota, Metazoa, Chordata, Actinopteri, Perciformes, Percidae. Gene Ontology annotation, biological process: protein dephosphorylation. Gene Ontology annotation, molecular function: protein tyrosine phosphatase activity. Bases 444 to 4058 code for a protein of 1204 amino acids. The record is from RefSeq and is a predicted model, not a curated record. Gene Ontology annotation, cellular component: cytoskeleton.
AAAGUCAUAGUAUAGUCCAAUGUAAGUCAGGGAUUUAUCAAUUGCUAAGGAGAGAUAUUAGAGCUAGAGCCGCGGAUGUAGACUGAAUACGCUUGUUGCUCUUCCAAUCCCAGGAAGCGAAACACGCUUGGAACUUGAGUGAACUGUUGGACUAAGAGGCAUGGGUGCUACGUUAAUUUUGAUCCACAAACAAACUACAGGCUAAUUGUCUGUCUCUUAUUCCGAUAAAUACGUAAAAAGUAGCGUUAUCCAUCGAACUCGAUUGCGGAAUCUUUCAGGACCAAAUUCUAGUUGGACUUCUAAAUUGCAUCCAGUGGCUAACGAUCUGUCUGUCUGAUGAUGAACCUCAUGACUUGUAACAUUCACACAUUUGUUGAGGGGACAGCGAAGGGAGUCAUUUCUCUGGACUAAGUGAAGAGCUCCCUCCUGAAGAAGUUUGAAACAUGCCCUUGCCAUUUGGCUUAAAACUCAAAAGGACUCGAAGGUAUACUGUGUCAAGCAAGAGCUGUCUUGUCACUCGAAUUCAGCUGCUCAAUGGAGAGUUUGUUGAGUUUACUCUUUCAGUGGAGAGCACUGGACAGGAAUGUUUGGAGGCAGUUGCUCAGAGACUUGAAUUAAGAGAGAUAACAUACUUCAGCCUGUGGUACUUCAACAAGCAGAACCAGCAGAGAUGGAUUGACUUGGAGAAGCCACUUAAAAAGCAGCUGGACAAGUAUGGGCUGGAGCCCACCGUUUACUUUGGAGUCGUGUUUUACAUACCCAGUGUCACCCAACUGCAACAGGAGAUCACAAGAUAUCAGUAUUACCUACAACUGAAGAAGGAUGUUCUUGAGGGCAGGAUCUCAUGCUCACUAGAACAAGCUAUUCGUUUAGCUAGCCUGGCAGUUCAAGCUGACUUUGGAGACUUCAAUCGAUACGAUUCCCAGGAGUUCCUGCAGAAGUUUGCACUGUUCCCUAUUGACUGGAUUCAGGAUGAGCGAGUCCUGGAAGAGGCCACUCAGAAAGUGGCUCUUCAUUAUCAGUCCUUCAGGGGUUUAUCAGCCCCAGAGGCAGAGAUGUUGUAUAUGCAGGAGGUGGAGAAAAUGGAAGGCUAUGGCCAGGAAAGUCAUCAAGCCAAGGAUAGUACAGGCACAGAUGUUUCCAUGGGAUCCUGCCUCGAUGGCAUCUUUGUCAAGCACAAAAAUGGCAGGCCGCUUCUUUUAUUUAGGUGGAAUGAAAUUAACCACAUGAGUCACAACAGGUCCUUCUUUGUCCUGGAGCUAGCCAACAGAGAGGAGAGUGUCCAGUUCCAGACCGAAGACAUGGAAACCUCCAAAUAUGUGUGCCGGAUGUGUCUGGCCAGACUCAAGUUUUAUAAGAUUAACAAGAGUAGCCUACAAACCCAGCCUACAGUUGUCAACCCAGUCAGACGGAGAUCCUCUACUAGAAUAUCUCUGCCAAAGCCUCAGGCAUACAUGGUGCCACCUCCACAAAUGCACUACAAUGGUCAUUUCGCAGAGCCUUACACAUCAUCACAAGACAACCUGUACCUGAACAGUCAGAACGGUUAUUACUACCACUCCCAGACCAGCCUGGACUGCUCUCCUCUGGAAUACAGCAGCGGAGGGCGUUUACGUAACGGCAGUGUGUACAGCGCCCACAGUACCAGCUCUCUAACCAAUCCCCAGCACUAUCAUCAGCCCUCACCCAUGUCCUCUAACCCCUCUAUCACUAGCGAUGUCACAAGGCCGGACUAUGUUCCCUCGCAUCGCCACAGCGCUCUCAUCCCACCUUCCUACCGGGCAACUCCUGAUUAUGAGUCAGUGAUGCGUCAGAAGAACCGGGGUGGAGGAGGAGGGAUGCUUUUGUCUCAAGAACAUCGGCAGAGCCACUCCAUGAGAAACCUGAACAUUGGGAACUCGUACGCCUACAGCAGACCAGACCCUCUAGUUUACAGCCAGCCAGAAAUCAGAGGGGAGCAUGGCGGAGCAGCCCAACAUUAUCACUAUCCCUUCCAUCUGGGCUCCAGCUUCCACAGUCCCUCUCCAUAUCCCUACCCUACAGAGAGGAGGCCCGUAGUGGGGGCAGUUAGUGUCCCGGAGCUCACUAAUGUCCAGUUACAACAAGCACAGGAGUAUCCAGCCCCUAACAUCAUGAGAACACAUGUGUACCGACCACCUCCACCCUACCCAUAUGCCCACCCUCGGCCUGCUAACAGCACACCUGACUUGUCGCGUCACCUGUACGUCAGCAGUAGCAACCCAGACCUGAUCAUCACGAGGCGUGUACAUCACUCAGUCCAGACUUUCCAAGAGGAUAGCCUGCCAGUUGCCCACUCUUUACAAGAGGUGUCGGAGCCUCUUUUCAGCGGACCCCCACUGAGACACCCAUACCAUGCUCAGAAGCGGAACUCUAUUGAGGUUGCUGGAUUAGCACAUAGUCUGGAGGGGAUGCGGGUCAUAGAGCGGACUGUGUCUACUUCAGCAGCUGAAACUGCCACGCCCCCUCCGGCCCUGCAUGGAGGCCGCUCUCAGGGCUCUCAGCUCAACGUGUUUUUGGAACGUACAAAGACAGAGGACAGGGGGGACAGGGGUGAGGACGUGCAGUAUGGACACAAAAAGUCCCUUUCAGAUGCCACCAUGCUAGUUCACAGUAGUGGUGAAGAAGAGUUUGAGGACGAUAGCGGACGUCACACUCCACUUUCUCAGGAUGCAAUAGCAGCGAAGGUUCCUGACCAGCCAUCGCAAAAGCACCACAGCUUGACAUCUCUCUCAUCUCUAACGCCUCAGCAAAAGACUCCUAUAGAACCCCCUCCCGCAUAUCCCAUAGGCUCUUCUCUUGAUCCCUCUAUAACCAGCUCCUUGACUUACAAGGUUCACCCCCUGAUCCAGGAGAGUGAACCUUUGUACUUGCUGUCAGAUUUACGGCAGCCCAGGAUUAUGCCCUCAGUCUCUGAGGGAGACCUGAGUGGCCAGGCCAAGCAGAAGACUAAGAAAGACUUCAAGAAGAGGCCUGUGUCUGAUGUGCCAGCUGGGAAGAAAACAGUAGAAGGUUUGCCCCCUCCGGGCAUGAAGAAAGGAGCUAGGUCAGAGGUGAAGAAGAUGGGCCCUCUGAAGGUAGCCCAUCUAAAUGGCCUGUCAGUGUCCAGGCAGCCAAUGUACGAAGAGGUCAAGGAUGAGCCCGAAAGAGCCUCUAAUGACGAAAGGUGUAAAGAGCUGGAGCAGCAUAUGGAGAGGGGAGAGCUGUUGAAAGAGUAUGAGAGUAUCCCAAAGCGUCAUCCAGCAGGGGAAUGCACCAUCGCCCAGCUGCCAGAAAGCGGAGACAAAAACCGCUUCCAGGACGUCCUGCCUUAUGAUGACACCCGAGUGGAGCUGGUUCCCACUAAAGAGAACAACACAGGAUACAUCAAUGCAUCACAUAUUAGAAUAACAGUAGCUGGACAGGAGUGGAGCUACAUUGCCACGCAGGGUCCCCUGUCCAACACAUGUCUGGACUUCUGGCAGAUGGUGUGGGAACAGGGUGUCUCCAUCAUCGCCAUGGUCACUGCUGAAGAGGAGAGCGGCCGAGAAAAGAGCUUCCGGUAUUGGCCCAGACUUGGCUCACGACACAACACGGUGACGUACGGUCGCUUCAAGAUCACAACACGGUUCCGCACAGAGUCCGGCUGCUACGCCACCACGGGGCUAAAGAUCAAACACCUGCUGACGGGCCAAGAGAGGACUGUCUGGCACCUGCAGUACACAGACUGGCCUGACCACGGGUGUCCUGAGGACUUCAAAGGCUUCCUCACCUACCUGGAGGAGAUCCAGUCUGUGAGGAGGCACACAAACAGCAUCAGUGACCCAAAGAACACCAACCUACCUGUGCUGGUCCACUGCAGUGCUGGAGUGGGAAGGACUGGUGUGGUCAUCCUGUCUGAGAUCAUGAUAGCCUGUCUGGAGCACAAUGAGAUGCUGGAUGUCCCAAAGUUCCUGUCUAAGCUGCGAUGUCAGAGAAUGAUGAUGGUUCAGACCUUGUCUCAGUACACCUUCAUCUACAAGGUCAUCGUCCAGUACCUCCGCAACUCCAGGCUCAUAUGAGAACGUCUGUCUGGCCAAACUUAAAAAAAAACAGUACACACAGCCAUCACAGGUGAUUGCAGCAUGGAGUCUGUUCCAGGUUUAUGCCAAACUGCACUGUGAGGACGCAGCCGUAUGAAUCUGUUCACUGUAGCGGUCGGUAUUUGGUGGACCCCGUUUGGUCAAGUAUUAAAUCGGGAAUGACUUGUGGAAGAAUGAAGUGAUACCAAAUGGAGCAUAAAGACUUAUGACCUGCCUUUAAACAGUAUUAUAUAUUAUUUUUUACAUACAUUAUUGCUUAAUGAAGCCCAGCACUUUUAAAGUACUUUGCUGUACAUAAUAAACCAAUGUUAAGCUGCAUUAAAAAAUCUAUAAUAUAGAUAUGUAUCAAGAACUGUAUUUUCAUUUGACAAAGGUCACGUUUUGGAUUGCUGUUUGGUAACUAUUGGUUCUGAUAAUGAAGGACAUUUCUGUAGUGAAUGGAUGAGUGGAUAAGGCUCUGAAAACAGCAGAUUGGAUCAUGUUAAGGUUUCAUUAUUUUAUCAUGUGGCCUGUGGUGGUACAGACAGGGGCUUGUCCCUGCAUUUAACUUAAGAAUAUAGAUUUUCGUUCAACAGAAUGACGCUAAUGUAUACCUCGUAGCUUGGCUGUGUUGGUAUGAGCAAUUUUUAUGUUUAAAAAAGACCUCAAACAACCUAAGAUCUAUCUACAACACAGCACCUACUAAUAACAAAUGGAUAUUCUCUGUGCACAAAGAGGGGGGGGGGGGGAUGGAUUGGUCUGUUAAACACUGGAUUGAUGCAAAGUAGAAAUACAUUGCACAGGUUCCAGAAAUGUAUAGUUAAUGAGCAAAGAAAAGGAAUUACAGAGCCGGUUUUAGAAGCAAGAGUAAAACUGGAACAUGAAUUUUAUACAGAUUUUUCAUCCUUUUUUUAUAAUGAGAACUCUUGAGUGCUGUAUUUGAGCAAGGUCAACAUACUUUAACAUAUGUUGUCAAGACAAAGUGCCUAAAUAGCUGCCUUGUAAAAGUUGAAAGGACUGUAUUUUUGCAUAAUAGACAUUUUUUGAUUCAGUGUUAUCCAAUGCAGCGAUAUGUGUUUUUAAUGCCAUCUCAGUACAUUUGAGAAACAUGCCUGCAUGACGCACAAGGAUUGGAAACUAUUGAUCAUCAUUUCUGAAUUUGGACAAACAUUCUUUAAGUUGUGACUGUUGGGCCUGGGAGUCACUAGUAAGGACAUAGAAAUUGGGAAGUGAGGCCUUUAACAGUAUUGAGAUGGAACUAAGUGCUCUGUGAAAAGGCCGGACCACCUCUGUCUCAGUAUGGUGGCCGUCCCGCUCGCGUCCUCCACAUUGACCGAUGUCCCUGUGCCCAGUGUGCAGACAUCCUGCUGUUAAAAAGGGCCUUUGACUAGUAAUGCACACUUUUCCAAUUCCCUGCUAGCCCAGUUAUGUUGUUUACUUGUACAAAAAUGCUUACAGGCAUGGCAAAGUUAACAUCAAGUCAAAUAUCUUUUAACUAUGUUAAUUUGAAAUAUUUAAUACACAACCACAGACUUAAUUUGGCUGUGUGAUUGUUGGUCUCUCUUUUGUCUUACCCUUAUGUUUUUAUAGUUGGUGGCAGACAAGUGGGCAAUGAUCUAACUGGAGAAAACUGUCUUAACUGAUGUAGAUAUGUUUUAACUGGAUCUUUUUUAAAAGGCCCAGAUCAAUUUGGUUCAGGUUUUGUUUUUAAAAUACUGAUUAAGUCUUUGUGUGGAGACUGAAAAAAAGUGUUUUUGUGGCCAGAGUGUAACAAUGUCAUGUACAGGUAUGUUGUUCCUAAUGUACACAAUUUAAAAUUCUGCUUUUAUGAAUAUUGGUUAUUGUAAAGACUAUGUGCAAACUAUAUUGAACACAAAUGAGAUGCCAUUGAUAAAAGAAAGUGUAGAAAAUCUUUUAAGCCAAGAAUAAAUAUUUGGAAAUAAA